Molecule: messenger RNA, 911 nt
Organism: Syngnathus typhle (broad-nosed pipefish)
Lineage: Eukaryota; Metazoa; Chordata; Actinopteri; Syngnathiformes; Syngnathidae
Exons: 3
Coding region: 135-476 (113 amino acids)
Biological process (GO): regulation of autophagy
Cellular component (GO): mitochondrial outer membrane; intracellular membrane-bounded organelle
Molecular function (GO): 2 iron, 2 sulfur cluster binding
Source: RefSeq, a predicted model, not a curated record
CGUCAUCUGUGUUGUGGGGUGACGUAGACAAGACGAGACCAACGCUAGCAGAAAGAGGACAGAGUCCACUAAUCGCUCAGCCGCGAUUCAAUUGACCUUGCCGCUGACGCCAAAUAACGCAGCGUCAAGAAAACAUGGCCACCGCACACUUGUCAGCCAGCUCGGGAAUGAGGUUGUCCAAAGAGCAUUUCCUGGUCGCGGUGCCUGUGGCAGUUGUCGCAGCCGUAGGAGGCUUCCUGGUGAGCCGUUACCUGAGUGGGCGGAGUUGCAAGAAGGGCCCGGUGAACAUAUGUAUCAACAAAGACAGUCCCAAAGUGGUGCACAGCUUUGACAUGGAGGACAUUGGCACCAAAGCUGUGUACUGCCGCUGUUGGAGGUCAAAGAAGUUCCCUUACUGUGACGGCGCCCACAGCAAGCAUAACGAGGAAACCGGUGACAAUGUGGGCCCUCUCAUCAUCAAGAAGAGGGACGUUUGAGUCAAGCAAGCCCAACUGUGGCGCUUUCUCCUUCAUGUCUCCCUGUUUGUCUAUGUGGCGUAAUGGCGUCGCAAGGACAACUCACUUGUAUUAUGUCGUCGCAACAAAUCACGCAGGCCUCAUUAGACUCUACUACCGCAAUAACUAAAGUGAAAGUAUUACGAUGAAAUGAAACAUUUACAGAGAGAUGAUGAAUGGUCAGAGCUGAUGUGCUAGAGUUAAAGCUUUGGAAGGGUUUGUGUCUAAACUCCCUUUGUCCUCAUAUAAGGGAACUCAUGGCCUUAAAUACUGUUCCAAGACACACUACAAAGAUGAAUGUUGCUCGUUUUAAGCCAAGAGCUCGAUGUUGGUCUUGAAAUCAUCCUGUUUGUUUCUAAUAAACGUCAAUCAGUGCUGCUUCUGUAUCAUGAAUAAAGUUUUUUUGUUUUUGCGGGA